Molecule: messenger RNA, 1967 nt
Organism: Cylas formicarius (sweet potato weevil)
Lineage: Eukaryota; Metazoa; Arthropoda; Insecta; Coleoptera; Brentidae
Product: monocarboxylate transporter 13-like
Exons: 7
Coding region: 491-1966 (491 amino acids)
Biological process (GO): monocarboxylic acid transport; transmembrane transport
Molecular function (GO): monocarboxylic acid transmembrane transporter activity
Source: RefSeq, a predicted model, not a curated record
CAUAACCUCUUCGGCAAUGUAUUCACUACUUUUGUGGAGUGAUUUGUUAAUCAUUAUUAAUAACCUUCAAUUUUAACGGUAAUAUUUUGCAUCAGCCUUUUUAUUUCGUUUAAAAAUUAAAAACUACAAAGUUCUUUUAUAAUCGUGAAUGUUUCAGUUUUCGAAAUUAGUUUACGCAAAUUAAAUAAAUGUACACUACAUUUUCUUCUAAAACGUUUUGUGAAUAUAAACGGAAAAGCACCACAGUCGCUAUACCCACCGAAAAAUCGGUUGGGUGUUUUAAUCAAAAAACAAACCAUUGCUUUUGUCGAAAUUGAUCCGUUUGAAGUACAAACAGCUGAAGAUAAUAACUGAUUACAUAUUUACCCAUUCAAUAAAGAUAAAAUUCAAGAUACAAUGAGUUAAAUUAAAUCUCAGUUAGAUCUUAAAUAAUAUAUGUGGCCUUUCUUAUACGGCUGUUGUAAAGUUGCGGUGUGACGAUGUAAGGACAAUGGGGAAAGACAAGGAGUUCGUCCAUCCAGAUGGAGGUUAUGGGUGGAUUAUUGUAGUAUCAAUUGUUGUAAUAAAUUCGUCGCUAUUAACAUUAAUACAAUGUUUCGGAAUUAUAUUCAGAGACGAAUUUAAGGAAUGGAACAUCACUUCCGCUCAAACAUCAUUCCUUCUUCAUCUUCAGAGUUCUUUAUAUUGUUCUUUUGGAUUUUUCUGUAGCCCCUUACUAAAAAGAUAUUCAAUGAGAAUGGUUGCUUAUAUCGGUGCCACUCUAAUGUGCAGCGGUAUAUUUUUAAGUAGUUUUGCAACUUCAUAUACAUAUUUAAUGUUAUCGGUAUCCCUUCUGACUGGUAUCGGGCAAGGUAUUCUAAUGCCAGUGACUUAUUUAGCCACAUAUACAUAUUUCAAGAAAAGACUGACCAUAGCUGUAAGUUUAUCCGUAACUGGAGCUAGUAUUUCCUCUAUAGUAAUGCCAAAGAUUUGCGACUCUUUGUUGACUUACGGUGGGCGGAGAACGACAGUCUUGAUUUUAUUUGGAGUUUCCUUACUUUCAUUGUUGGCAUGUUAUUUGUUAAAGCCAAUCAAAAGUAAAAAAGCGACAGAAGAAGGAAUCCCACUGGAGAUUGAGGGUCAAAAUGGAGUCUCCAAAAAAAGCCAAGAAGGUUCUGAAGAAUUGCUAAAAACUCCAAGCAAUGAAGUGUACAAUACUACUACAAUACCUGCCAGAAAGCAAAGAAUCUGGACCAAAAUCUCUAACUUGUUUGAUCUACAAUUGCUGAAAGAUAUACCAUUUGUAUUGAUUAUAAUUGGCCUUGGUAGUUCAUUUGCAGCUGAAUUAAAUGUGAUAUUGAUGCUUCAGUUCAUUUUGAGGGAGCUAUCGGGCUUGACUAGAUCGGAGGUCGCGACUGCAGUGUCAGUACAGUCAGUUGCUGACAUUAUUGGUCGACUGGUGGUUCCAUUGUUAUCCCACACUUGUAAUGCGCCAUCGAAGGUGAUGUAUUGCGGCGCUUUGUUAAUUGCCUGUUUUGGAAGAUUAGUCCUUUCUUGCUUUAGUUAUUCCAAAACAGCAGUGUACAUUUCAAUCGCUAUUAUUGGCCUGACUAAAGGAUGCAGGGCAGUGUUUCAAUCCGUUAUAAUUCCAAAAUAUGUUACUUUGGACAAAAUUCCAGCAGCCACUGGUUUGCAUAUGCUGUUCACUGGGGCCGUCUCACUUAUAAUUGGACCUAUAAUAGAGGAGCAAUGGCGCGGAAGCUUGUACAAAAAUUUAGACUUUUUGAUGAGAUCAAAAAUUGACAAGCAGUCUUGGACUCGUAUUCUAAUGGGAGUAGAAAGACGCAAUGUGGCAGAAGGUAAAAAACUUGUUCCCCAGGAAUAUUGUAAGAUGAUAUGCACAUACAAAAGUUUUAUUAUACAUUUGACACGAGACGCGUAUACUUGUUUCAAAACUAGCAUUGUACUGUUUUAUAAACGUGACUAAC